CGUGAGUAGAGGGUCACGUGAUGGUCACGUGAGCGCGCGUGCGGCGAUGGCGGAGCUGCGCGUGCUGGAGAGCAGGAUCACUCACCUGUCGGACAGGUGCGCGGCGCUGCGCGCGGAGACACACGAUGACGACUAUCUACAGAACGCGUCCUCCAUCCUCGACCGGCUGAAGAGCGCGCAGGCCGGAGAGAGCAGCAGCGUGGCCAAGCUGCUUCAGGAUUAUACUCAGGUCAUACUGGACAUCACAUUCUAUGAGGAGAACAGACUUGUUGAUCAGGAGUUUCCAGAGGACACGUCCCCCUUUAAAAUCCAGCAGCUGCUGCAGGACCUGACGGAGCCUGAGAUCUUAGCAGGACGACUGGCACCCACCCAGGAGGUGCAGGUUGUUUUGGGUUUGGAGCUGCUGGAGUGUCUGUACUGGCGUCGUGGAGCUCUGCUCUAUAUGUACUGCCACACGCUGCACCAGAGGAAGCAGUGGAUCAAACAGAACAAAGCCACCUUCCUGAAGUGCGUUCAGGAGGGCGUGCGGUACCUGAUGAAGAUGCUGCAGGUUCGGAGCUCCGUCAAGCUGAACGAUGGAGUCGUUUUCCAUGAUUCCACAACUGCUAACUUCCUGUCAGAAGGGAUCUUUUCCGACACCCACCUGCUGACGAUGAUGUACAUCGGAGAGAUGUGUUUCUGGGCGGUGAAGUACGAGGACGGCAGCGCGGACGGAGCGGAGCAGAAGGAGGACAGGCUUCAUUUCCGGGACAUCGGAGCUCAGAUCCUGAAUAAGUACGUGCUGGCGUGCGAGGGGCCGCUGCAGGGCCAAGGCUGGAACACAGAGAACGCUAAAGAAAUCCUCAGCAUCCUGCAGUAAACGCUGCUCCGGCUCGCCGCUCCACCACGCUCACAGUUCUAGUCCAACAACAAAAAUGGGUUUAAAAAAACAGUAAAGUUAUUAAAAAGCACUUAUCUUCCGUAAGUCCAGGCUGCUGGACGCCUCUGUGUUCUGCGAAUGUGCAUUAACACUGAUUCUGAUGUAAGAUAAAAAAAAAAAACACAAAAAAACUUUGUUUAAAAACAAUAUUCCACUUUUUAUUUAUUUUAGUUGACUUUAUUUAUUUUUAAUUGCAUUUCUAUAUGUUAAGAGGAGUGUUUUCGGGGCGGGGGGGCUGUACAGACGCGUUCUGAAGUGUUCACGGCCGUUUUUCAGUAUAGACAGUUUUGAUUUUAAUACCAUAUUUGUAUACCGAGUCUCUUUUUCUCACUCACUAAAUGUUGCAUCUUUAUUCCCUCGACGAGCCGUAACGUUCCCAGAUAUGAACUUUGAUAUUUUGAUAGUACACUUGUAAAAAAGCUCAACUUUUCGCUCGUAUUACUUUGCAGUUGUGUUCCAUGUUUUGUUUAUGUCUUCAUUGAAAAUAAAUUUGGUUUAAAAAAGG
Molecule: messenger RNA, 1424 nt
Organism: Pygocentrus nattereri (red-bellied piranha)
Lineage: Eukaryota; Metazoa; Chordata; Actinopteri; Characiformes; Serrasalmidae
Gene: rimoc1
Product: chromosome 29 C5orf51 homolog
Exons: 6
Coding region: 47-859 (270 amino acids)
Biological process (GO): mitophagy
Source: RefSeq, a predicted model, not a curated record